AAAAUAAUCUGUCCAUGGAACAUCAAAUUGUGUUGAAGAAACUAAACGAGAUUAUUUUCUAUUACAUUCAUGAAGCACCAAGGCUUCGAAGAUUAUUUAUACGUUGGAGUUAUUUAGAAUUAUCUGAUCGCAAGAAUAUCGAUGAAAUCAUGCAAAAGGGCUUGCAAGAGAAACAAUAUCAAUUGUAUAUAAGUUUACGUGAUGCGUUGGAAGCUUGGGAACAUCUUCAAGAUACUCAAGGUGCACCUGGUUUUCAAUCGGGCAAAGUACAAUGUGCAUGCGCCAAAGGCAUAGAAAAUGAUUUAACAUGUGUAAUGAUUUUAUUAGAGAAUUGUCUAGAUAAAAUAUACGAACAAAAAACUGAUCAAUCAAAACGACCUUUUUCUUCCAUCACCAAUGCAGAUGAUGUUAUCGUUAAUCAUGAUUCACGAAUACUAUCAUCUAAUGAGUUAUCAAACACAACAAAAUUUACAUUUAAUAAUAAUUAUAAGAAAUUAACUUUAAUAGAUAGUAAAUCUGAUUCACGAAUAUCACGUGGAACUGUUGUUACAACAAAAUGCAGUGGAGAAGGGGGAUUAUUUACAAAAACAAAUGGUGAUAUACAUCGAAAUCAAAGGACUCGAUCUACUUCAGCAAAUGAACGUAAUGAUUGUAAAUUAAAUGAUUUUCAUAAAUUGAUAAAAUUUUCAUCAACGAAUGGUUAUCGUAGUGAAUAA
Messenger RNA from Chrysoperla carnea, 716 nucleotides. RefSeq lists its product as uncharacterized. The transcript has 3 exons. NCBI's taxonomy places the organism in Eukaryota, Metazoa, Arthropoda, Insecta, Neuroptera, Chrysopidae. The record is from RefSeq and is a predicted model, not a curated record. Bases 15 to 716 code for a protein of 233 amino acids.